AUGAUAAAAAAAAAGUAAUUAGAAAGUUUUUUACAAUAAGUCCCUGAUUUUGAAGGUAAACCAAAUUGGAAUCUAGAAUAACAUAUGACUCCUCCUUCUUUUGCUAGUGAAAUAAUAUAAUUGAUUCUUAAUGAAGAGUCAUUAGAAAAUUUAGUAUGUGCAGAUUUUGGAUGUGGAACUGGUAUGUUAACAGCUGGAUUAUUGUGUUGUAAUGUAGCUCAUGUUUGUGCUUAUGAAUUUGAUGAAAAAGUUGCUUAAGAGACUUUAUAAACUUUAUAAGAGAUGCAUGAUGGAGCAUUUGAUUUGAUUAUUACAAAUAUUAAGCAUCAUAAAUUCCCAUCUCAUAAAGUUGACUUAGUUUUAAUGAAUCCUCCAUUUGGUACAAAGGAAGCAAAUAUUGAUACAGUAUUUUUGCUUUAAGCAUUUGAACAUUCAAAUGGAAAUGUCUACUCUAUACAUAAAUCUUCAACUAGACAAUAUUUGGAAAAAUUAGCAAUAGAAAAUAAACGAACCUUUAAAGUACUUAAGGAAUUUGAAUUUCCUUUACCUAAAAAAUUUUCUAAAUAUCACAAAAAAGGUUAAAAGAAUAUUCUAUUUUAGACCUUGCAUUUACAUAAGUAGAUUUCAUAAAGUUUGGCUAUGUAAAAUAAUAAGAAGGAAAGUAAGAAAUAUAAUUAAAUUGA
Molecule: messenger RNA, 683 nt
Organism: Paramecium primaurelia
Lineage: Eukaryota; Ciliophora; Oligohymenophorea; Peniculida; Parameciidae
Source: the annotation of a GenBank genome assembly